Funneliformis mosseae is the source of this 411-nucleotide messenger RNA. The record is from the annotation of a GenBank genome assembly. Lineage: Eukaryota; Fungi; Glomeromycota; Glomeromycetes; Glomerales; Glomeraceae.
AUGGUCAAUGCACUUCCACAUAACCUUCUUAGAAGAGCCAUCGGCUUUAUACAAUGUCCCCCACCAGAUGGUUCAAUAACCCAACCACCCUUACUUCAAGUAACACUUUCACCCGAAGUUCCUGUCGCUGGACAAAAGGAUAAAGUUACGAUUUCCGGAAAAUUUGCGGAAGAUAUCACCGAAAGUACCGAAAUUGCGAUUGCAUUUGUUGAUAUGGAUCGAAAUCCCUUAGCAGAUCCAGCUAAAUUUCCUGCUUGUACUGGAAGUGGAUGUUCAAUUAAAGCUGGUGACCAGUAUACCAAAACGGUGGAAAUUCAAGCACCAGAUAGUAUACCUAAAUUGACCUUUAUGAUGAUUGCUAUGGGUAAUUCAAAUAUUGAUGUUAUAGGCUGUGCAUAUGCCGAAGUUUAA